Leptopilina heterotoma is the source of this 764-nucleotide messenger RNA. RefSeq lists its product as uncharacterized. Lineage: Eukaryota; Metazoa; Arthropoda; Insecta; Hymenoptera; Figitidae. The transcript has 2 exons. Bases 332 to 751 code for a protein of 139 amino acids. The record is from RefSeq and is a predicted model, not a curated record.
UUAUAGAUAAUGAUAAAAAAAUUAAGAUAUGAUGUUAGGUCAGGAUAAACGAAAGGGUGUUAAAUCUGAUUUUUGGAGUGGAAAAAAUUUUUGUAUCGAAUAAAAAUUUAAGUUUAUUGUGAAUGUAAGUUGAGUAUUUCUUCCUGUUUUCAGUCCUGAGUUUCAGUUUUGUUUCUCACGGUUUGAUUCUGCUAACUUGUGUUUUUGGUUAGUCGAGGUGAUUUAUGUCUUAUGUUUCGUCAGUUCUUUUCGACAUCUAGUUGUGAAUAGUCGAUAGUUGUAUUUGUGAUUUUGAAGUGUUUGUUUUGUGUUUUUAAUUUUUUUAAUUAAAAUGGCUUCUUUUAAUUUUUCCGUCAUGGCGCAGGUGUUAGAUUAUGUUGAUCGGGGCAUUGUUAGUACGGAAAGUUUUCUGUUACUAAAAUUGACUGAGAUUGAGGACGCUCAGCGUUCUUCGUUUGAACGUGGAGAAAGAGGUGUACGGGUUGUAGUUACCCCUUGGCAGGAUGCGGAAUUGAGGGUGGUUUUUGGGCCUUGGCCUCUUUUACAUCAUCGUUUUUUUAAUGGAGGGGCACCUUUCGAGGAUGCUGUUUGGUAUCAGGAAUACCGCUGGUCUUGGGAGUUUAAAAAGUAUGAGUUUCGGACUUAUUGGGCUCCUUCAUCUUAUAUUAAUCCAACUUCCUGUGACGUACCCGAAGAUGAACCGAUGGAAGAGAUAAUAGGGAUUUUAGGUGUUAAUACUGUUUUUCGGUGAGUUUAUUUGUUUU